Metopolophium dirhodum (rose-grain aphid) is the source of this 2394-nucleotide messenger RNA. RefSeq names its product integrator complex subunit 6 homolog. The record is from RefSeq and is a predicted model, not a curated record. The transcript is spliced from 2 exons. NCBI's taxonomy places the organism in Eukaryota, Metazoa, Arthropoda, Insecta, Hemiptera, Aphididae. Bases 107 to 1732 code for a protein of 541 amino acids.
UAAUAUGAUAUAAUUUGGAAGAUGUCCGUGCCCAGAUAUCAAAACACCGGAGAAACCAAUGCAUACUUAAAUCGUCGCAUUACACUGUUCACCGUCAAACUUCACAAUGACUCCAUUCGGUAUUGUACUAGUAGCUGCUGUGUUCUCUACCCAGGUUAUGCAAGCCAUAACGCAACCUAAAAAUUAUCGAUGUAAUUCGUUAAGACCGUUGCCUCAACCGGAAUCGGAACCAAUAUCGUCCUUUAUUUUAAAACUACCACCAUUAUCGGUUAGAAAAUCAUCGUCUACGGCCUCAAAAUCUCCAGCUUUGGUUUCAAAAUCAUCGUAUUCAGUCAUCAAUUCAUCAUCUUCAGUUCCAAAAUCACCGUCUUCAGUAUCAAAAUCAUCAUCUUCAGUUCCAAAAUCACCGUCUUCUGUAUCAAAAUCACCAUCUUCAGUUUCAAAAUCAUCGUCUACGGCCACUAAGUCAUCAUCAACUGUUCAAAAAGUGACGUCUACAGUAACUAACUCAUCACGCACAGCCAACAGAAUGCAACCAGACUCUUUUAGUUUAUUUAAAUUACCAUUAAAAUUAAUUUCUAGUUUACUGAUACCACUAAUACCACCAACAAUUAGACAAAACACAUCUUCGAUUAUCUCACCACUAUUUAGUUUUCAGAUGCCUUUAACAUUCUCAACGGUUCAUCAUCCUAACUAUCUACCCUGUAAUACAAAUAACUCAACUGUUCCGUGUAACUCUUUGCCCGGUAACACAAACAAUUUACCAAUUCCUUUUUACCCUUUACCUGGUAUCUCAAACAAUUUACCUAUUUCUUUUAACCCUUUACCCGGUAAUACAAACAGUUUACCUAUUCCUUGUAACUCUCUACCCGGUAACACAAAUACCUUACCUACUCCUUGUAACUCUCUACCCGGUAACACAAAUACUUUACCUACUCCUUGUAAUUCUCUACCUGGUAACAAAAAUAACUCAACUAAUCCUUGUAACUCUGUAUCUGGUAGCACUAAUACCUUACCUAAUCCUAGUAACUCUCUACCUGCUAACAAUAAUAUCUUACCUAAUCCUUGUAACUCUAUAGCCGAAAAUGCAAAUAAUUCAAAUAAUGUUCUUUGUAACUCUCUUCUAGGGAAUUCACAUAAGUUCGUUAUUUAUAAUUGGUUUUGUAAAUAUUUGCUAAACAAAAUUCAAAAUGUAAGCUGCAAUAUUCCACCAAUUGAACUUAUUCCCACGCCUAGCGAGCCUAAUCCACCAGCGACAGACAAUCCUACAGUAACACCCAUACCUAAUGAUUUUACUGCUACACCAACUGAAGAUACACCAAAUGAUAAUAAUACACCAAAUGAUAAUAAUACACCAAAUGAUAAUACGCCAAAUGAUAAUACACCAAAUGAUAACACAUCAAAUGACAAUAUACCAAUAUCCACACCACACUACCCUAUUGCACCAUGUAUGUUUACACCAAUUAAUAAGAUCCAUACACCUUGCCUACCAUUAAUCCAUAUUCCAAAACCAAAACCAAAACCUUGUAGUGUACCAGUGAUCUACUCGAAUUCGCAUAUACCAUUAAAGCAUUGUCCGCCAAAUCGUGGAUCGUGUUCGCCAUCUUACGCUUAUUUUAAUUCAUUGUUUAAUCCUACAACUUACAAAUCUAAUACAGAUCAUACUUUAAAUCCACAAGAAGAGGUCCUUUUAAAAAUAUUAAAAAGUGUGAUCUCAAAUCCAAAUUUAUGAUUACCUUUUACAAGUAAAUGGAAAUGAGCUUAUGGAUUAACACUAAAUUUACAUUUUACAUUGUACAUAGAUAUAUUAAAUAAAUAUGGCUUCUUGAUAUUAAAAAUUUAUGGUUUAGUAGGUAUAUAUUUCAAAUUUUUGUAGUACAAUCUUAUUUUAAUAAAUAUAUUAUAUUAUAUAACUAUAAAUAUAAUUUAUAUUAAUCAUCGUGGUUUUAUUAUUACUAAAAUAUGUUGAAUUUAAAAUCACAAAAAAGAAAUUUAAAAUCUAAUAAUAGUUUACAUGCGUACUCACAAAUAAUAGCUACAAUGUUUAUUUUAUUAGUCAUAAUCUUAAUUUUUUUAAAUUUAUAUAUAACUCUUUUGUAUACAAUAGUUUUUGAGAUAUUUAAAACAUACAUACGAAUAAUUAAUAUAUCAAACUAAAAUAAUUUUUUUUCAGAAAAAUCGUAUGAACGACGCACCAAUAUAAAGUAAGUUACAAAGUAAGUUCUCCGAAAGGAGUUAUUAUUAGAUAAGAAUUAUUCUAUACCAUUUAUAGGUACCUAUAUAACGGCUGUAUCAAAUAUAGUUAAAAUGAUGUAUUAUAUGUACUAGUAUUAUAUUUUACUAUAAAAUAAUCAUUUUGUGGCGUUUUCUAAAAUAUAUUUUAAUAUAUACCUA